Molecule: messenger RNA, 1791 nt
Organism: Paramecium pentaurelia
Lineage: Eukaryota; Ciliophora; Oligohymenophorea; Peniculida; Parameciidae
Source: the annotation of a GenBank genome assembly
UAAUGAAUAAAACUCCAUUGUUGAUAGAAAUGGAUUAAAUAAAAGAAGAAGAAAGUCAUAAAGUAAGUGGAGUCAGACAAUCAAAAUUUUCUAUAGUAAGUAGAUUAUCAGUUCAGGAUUUGUAAAGUGCAUGGUAUUAUAUAUAAGAAACAUGGAAAAGUGGUAUGUCUUAAGCAGCUCUAAAUAUGCCAUUUGUUUUAGCACUAGGAGCUAAUUCAGGAGUUUCAGCUGCAAUGGGACUUACAACUGCUUUUAUAGCUGCAUUUGUUAAUGGGUUUUUUAGUGGAAGCAAUCAUUCAAUUUAUAUGCCAUCUUGGACAAUCACAGGUUGGAAUUAUGUUCUAACUCAAUAAUAUGGAAUUUAGAUAUUGCCAUUAGCCACUUUAGUAUCUGGAUUGAUGAUUUAUUUAAUUAGUUUGUUUAAGUGGCAUUAAUUAUCAGAUUACAUUCCUUAAUACGUUAUAGAAGGAUUUUACUUAGGUAGUGGAUUCCUUUUUUUAAUAUUGUAUAGUGAUUAUAUCUUUGGUAUAACAGAUAAUCAUACAAAUGUAGGUUAGAAGUUAUAUUCAAAUUUAAUAGAGAUGUACAUUUCAUAUUAUGAAAGAGGUGAUCUUUAUAAUGUAAUUUACACAUUUUUAAUAUUUAUGUUCUUAUAAUUUGGAUAUAAAUUUCAUAGACCUUUUCCUUGGGUUUUAUUAACAACAUCAUUUGGUUUAUUGAUUGGAAAUUUAUAUCCAACAGAGUAAUGUUUGAGAUAUGUUUAUGGAAAUACUAGACUAUAAUUUAAUUUUAUAUAAAUCAAUGAACUUAAUUUGGGUUUUGAGUCAAUUUUGGAAAUAAUUCAAUUAUGUAUACCAAUAGCAAUUUGUGUAACCAUUCAAAAUUUAUUAUGUGCAAGAGGUGCUUAAUCAUUAACUGAAGUUAAGUGUGAUUAUGAUUAAGAAACAUUUUGUGUAUCAUUUGCUAAUGUUAUUAGCGGUUUAGUUGGUGGUAUACCAUGUUGUGCAUCCAGUAGAAUGUACACUCUUAAUAUCAGAUUAAGAGAUAUCAAUAAAUGGUCAUCAAUAAUAAAUGCUUGUUCAAUUUUCAUAUUUUAUGGAAUUGCUUCUUAAUUUUUUAUGAAUAUACCAUUAUAUGUUAUUGCAGGUUAAAUUUUAUUAGUUGUAUAUUAAUUUCCACCUUGGAAUUAUUUAAUUAAAUUGUAUUAAACAAAAAGAAGAUUAACAUUGUUUAAAUGUAUAUUAAUAUCUUGGAUAUGUUAUAAUUAUGGAGUUAUGUAUAGUACAAUUAUAGGUUGUUUACAUUCUUUAUUUUUAUUUGCUUAAAAAAUGAGUGGAGCUGCAUCUGAAAUUAUUGUAAAUACAGAUCAUGAUCCUCGUAGAUCAUCUUAUAUUGAAAAAGAAUAACAUUUCGAAGAUGAUCUACCAAAAGUUGAUGGAUCAUAUACUUUAUAUCGAUUUAGUGGUUCAAUCAAUUAUAUAAAUAUUAAUGUAUAAUUUUAUUAUUAUUAUUUUUAGAAUCAUAUUAAUUAAAUUAAAUAGCUUGCCUUUACAGAUUACAUCAUAUUUAGUUUUAGAUAUGUCAGUGUAUUUGAUGAAUAGGCUAUAGAUAAAUUAGCUAUUAUGAUUGAAAAUCUUAUGAGUAUAUAAUUUAUAUCUUUUCUUAGAAUCAUAACAUGAAAUAUACUUAACUGGACUCCAUAAAACUAUGAUUGAAGAAAUGGAAUAUAAUUCUUUUUUCAAAGAAUUCUUUAUAUUAUGUCAUGAUAAAGUUAAGACUUUGGGUUAAUGA